Molecule: messenger RNA, 1094 nt
Organism: Vigna umbellata (rice bean)
Lineage: Eukaryota; Viridiplantae; Streptophyta; Magnoliopsida; Fabales; Fabaceae
Source: RefSeq, a predicted model, not a curated record
AUGCUGAAAUUGAAUCCAAACGAAAGCCAAACAGGGUUUGGGCUUUUCUGGGACUUGGACAAUAAACCACCGAUGCCAAUCCCACCUUUUGAUGUUGCCAAUAAGCGAUGAAUAGCUGUUUCCUUUGGGAUUGUUCGUUACAUGGUGGCUUAUGCAAAUAGCCACACUUUUAGUCAUGUUCCUCAAUCUGUACGGGAGAAAAGGAAAGAGAGGGAACUGUUGUAUCGUUUAGAGAACAAGGGUGUCAUCAAGCCAAAUGAACCUUAUCGUUGUCGGGUUUGUGGGAGAAAGUUUCAUACUAAUGACAAGCUUGUCAACCAUUUCAAGCAACUGCAUGAGCGUGAGCACGGUAAAAGGAUAAACCAGAUUGAGUCUGCUAGAGGGAACAGGAGGGUGAAGUUGGUGGCUAAGUAUUCUAUGAAAAUGGAAAAGUAUAAGAAGGCUGCAAGUGCUAUUCUCACACCCAAAAGUGGGCUUGGUGUUGGCACCAUGACGCUCAAACGUGCUGGGUUUUCCGCGUGUCAAACUGUGUUGGAUAAGCCGCAGGCUGCAGAUCGAGCAUUGCAAGCCACCAUUGUGGAUGUCAUGAGGAUCCAUAGGGCGGGUUGGUGUGUGGUUCUUUCUGUGUCUGAUGAUUCUGAUUUUGUUGAUGGGGAUAAAGGAGGCAAGGCUCGAUGUCUGAAGACGGUUGUGUCGUAGGGGAAUAUUGAUGAUGGUGUCCUUGAAGAGGCCUGCGAUACUGCACUGCUUUCUUCGUAGGAAAUUCUGAUGGGGAAGGCUAAAAAACAGGCUGCUGCGGUUGUGAAAAACUGGAAUGACUCGUAUGAUUUUGGUUUAGAGUGGACAUAUAACCCUGGAUGCAGAUAAAAAUAAACUGGAUGUGGAUGUGGAUGAUAUUGUAGCUGAAACUCUGAAGAUGAUAAUAUUGAAGAUACUCUGAUAAGUUUACGAUGUCUAUAAGGAUGACAGAGGUUCUUGGUGGGAAUUAGAUUCUGACAAUGAUGUCUCAGAGGGACAGUCGGGCAAAUCAUCCGAUUUAUCUGUGCAUAAGUGAACACUUGACCUUCUACUUGACCGAGUUUGGUCAUUGAAUA